UUAGAGAGGUUGUCACAUUUAAAAUGAAGAAAGACCUUUCAUUGAGUGGUAGUCGCAGUGUUCAUUUUAGACGCUCCGCUUCGCAUCUCACAAAGGUUUAUCCUGUAACAAUGAGGGCACUGAUAUUUUCGUCAUGCAUCAUCCUGAUCAUCGCCAAUUCCUUGGCAGAGGCUGCUGUUGCAUCAAUACCUCAGAGGGAACUAACGCCUAAUGACGUUGAAGAUCCAAACAUGCAUUUAUUUGAAAAAGGACCGUUUGAUGGAGGAAAUGGCUUGCGUGGGCCAAGAAAAGGAAGAAGAGAUAUCGACGUCAUACCACAGAGUGAACUGAAGUCUCGCGACGUAACAGAUCCAGUCGCGCAGAAAUACAGAACAAGAGAGCUACCUGGUGGUGGAACUGGGAGAGGACCAAGAAAAGAUGAGCGGUUUUGGCCAUGGCAAAGGGAUGACAAAAAAGAUGAUCGACUUUGGCCCUGGAAAAGCGACACAGAAAAAGAAACCGCGGGCGAGUAAGACGAAGACGACGAUUCCAGGGGUUCGACGUGAACAUGUUAAAGAGCAAUGUGACGUAGAACCACCGGGUGGAUUGUAGAGAUAAACUAGAAGCAACUUGAGAAAAAUAGAAACUAGAAACGAAGCAAAAACGUUUAAUAAAAGUCAAAGUGGCGUUAACGCUUA
This is a messenger RNA of Pocillopora damicornis (cauliflower coral), 677 nucleotides long. RefSeq lists its product as uncharacterized. NCBI's taxonomy places the organism in Eukaryota, Metazoa, Cnidaria, Anthozoa, Scleractinia, Pocilloporidae. The record is from RefSeq and is a predicted model, not a curated record.